UUUGACAAUAAUGUAAGGUUUUGACGAGGCAAUUUAGCUUAAUACUCAAUUGAACAAAAAUAAAUCGUGUAAUCAAGCAUUUAGUCAUCUCCUAUUUAUAAAAAAGUUUCACAUACCAAAGUGUCUUGAUCUAUAUAUAUAAGCAUCUAGACAAGGCGGCCUGAUAAUCCGACAAUACUAUGUUAUUUCCUUUACUUGUAUUGAGCAUCUUUACUUUGUUCGUUGGAUCUAUAGGAAUUCUUGAGAAUACAAUAUGAUCUGGACCAAGUAUUUGUGUACAUAUAUAUCACUGUCCCUACAUUAAUGUAGUACCAUUUCUCUCCUACUUAUUUCUUCUCUACAAAUUGGAUGGACAAUAAGUUCAUACCAACUUGUUUAGAAGGAAUGGCAGAUAAAUCAAGAGUAUUCAUACAUCCCAACACUUAUCAUAGUAAAAGGGAGGCUGCUGCUGUUCAUGGCAGCACCGAAGGCGGCAGUGGUGGUGGUGACGAUGCCGGUUGCCCCAGUGGUAUUGGCAGCAUGAAGUCAUCUUCAUCAUCACCAGAGGGAGUGCUUUCAAGUUCAGAAUCCAGUUCUCCAGUAAAUGAGGCAUCUGCUACAGCUUUGAAUCAUAGAUUCUCAGAAGAAAAUUUGCUCAAAGAUCAAUAUCAUGCACAUUCUUUCCUUCCUGGAUUGAAUCCUGUGAGCCAAAAUGGAUCUUCUAUCGAAGGGAUAAAUUAUGUUCCUUUGAAAUUUCUCGAAUCAUUCCCAGCUAUAAAUAAAGCUCAAGCAUCUGAAUCUUGUUCAUCAUCUCCUUCUUUAUCUGUCAAUUCAAGAUUCCCAAAUUUAGGACUGUUUCUUCAGAAUCCAUCACCCUCACGGAAUUCAUUAUUCUCCAUGCCUCAACUUGAUCAAAACCAACUUCAGACAGGAAAAGAAGGGCUGAAAAUGAAUCAAAACCUAACAAAUUAUUCUUCAAAGGGUUUCAGUGAGUAUUGGCUUAGCACUACUAAAACUCAACCAAUGAAGUUUACAGGGAGAGGUCAGAAUGAAAAUGGGAAACGUGUCAGAAAUGGAAACGCUGGCGUUCUAGAAGUUUCUUAUCAACGCGAGGGAUCGUCUUCUUCAGGUAAGCUUUUCCGAGGAGUAAGGCAAAGGCAUUGGGGAAAAUGGGUUGCAGAAAUAAGAUUACCACGAAACCGUACACGGGUUUGGUUGGGGACUUUUGACACUGCAGAAGAGGCAGCUGUUGCUUAUGAUACAGCUGCUUAUAUACUAAGAGGUGAUUAUGCACAUCUAAAUUUCCCAGAUUUGAAGCAUCAAAUCAAGACUAAUUCCAUGAAUAACAAUACAGCAGCCCUUCUUGAAGCCAAAAUAAGAGCAAUGUCAAAAGGUAUCCCCGCUUCAGAUAAGGCCAUUGAUCAUGAUCGAAAGGCAAUAUUUUUGCAAGAAGAUUCGGUGGUUAAAGGUAAUUCGAAGCAAAAAUCAUCUUCAAGAAAAGAAUGGCCAUUGAUGGAGUUGGAGAACAAAGCUGGAUUGGAUCAGAUGAUUGAGAAUAAGAAGAAUAUUCAAGAUGCGUUAUCAGAUAUUGAUACAGUUCAGUUAAGCAGAAUUCCAUCACUGGACAUGGAUACGAUAUGGGAUUCACUUCUUGUUUCAGAUUCAUGAACACAGAAGCUGGAUUUGAUUGUGAAAAUCCACGAAUUCUCGUACUUUGGGGACAUGUUUGGUGUAUAUCGCUCAACAAUAUAGUGUAAUGAAUAAAAUUUUAACUUUUCUUCUUUAAUCAUAUCCAUUGUUGUCUAUUGUAUGCCUCAUCGAUGUUCCAUUGGUACUUUGAUGCAGAAGGACAUUAAAAUUGAUAUUUCAUUGUUAA
Olea europaea var. sylvestris is the source of this 1855-nucleotide messenger RNA. Its product is annotated as ethylene-responsive transcription factor ERF062-like. The coding region runs from base 349 to 1647 and encodes 432 amino acids. The transcript has a single exon. Gene Ontology annotation, molecular function: DNA-binding transcription factor activity; DNA binding. The record is from RefSeq and is a predicted model, not a curated record. Gene Ontology annotation, biological process: regulation of DNA-templated transcription. NCBI's taxonomy places the organism in Eukaryota, Viridiplantae, Streptophyta, Magnoliopsida, Lamiales, Oleaceae.